UGUAGCGGGCGGGACGCGGUGCCUCCUGCGCAGCGUUCCCCCGUGCGGGUCGAGGCGGGGCCAUGUCGGGCUUCAGCCCGGAGCUGAUCGAGUACCUGGAGGGGAAGAUCUCCUUCGAGGAGUUCGAGCAGCGCCGGGAGGAGCGCAAGAGCCGCGAGAAGGAUGGCGGAAAUGCGUCUGCUGAGGAAAAUGACGAGGAUGUGGAGGGUCCAUCUUCAUCCAAAAAAGCAUCUUCGAAAUCCCAAAAUCAGGAUGAAGCUGAUGGAGAAACAUCAGAUGGUGUCAGUAAAUCUGUUCAUCGGGUCUUUGCAUCCAUGAUUGGGGAAAAUGAAGAGGAGGAGGAAGAGGAAGAGGAAGAAGAAGAGGAAGAAGAGGAGCAAACUACUGAGCAACCAACGGCUGGAGAUGUUUUUGUUUUGGAGAUGGUACUUAAUCGAGAGACCAAGAAAAUGAUGAAAGAGAAGAGACCUCGCAGCAAACUCCCUCGUGCCUUGAGGGGUCUGAUGGGAGAGGCCAACAUCAGGUUUGCUCGAGGAGAGCGCGAGGAGGCCAUUCUGAUGUGCAUGGAGAUCAUUCGGCAAGCUCCUCUUGCUCAUGAGCCGUUUUCCACUCUCGCCAUGAUCUAUGAAGACCAGGGUGAUAUGGAGAAGUCACUACAGUUUGAACUGAUUGCAGCUCACUUAAAUCCUAGUGAUACGGAGGAGUGGGUUAGACUGGCAGAAAUGUCACUGGAACAGGACAAUAUUAAACAGGCUGUUUUUUGCUACACAAAAGCUCUGAAAUACGACCCCACCAACGUGCGUUACCUGUGGGAGAGAUCCAGCCUGUACGAGCAGCUGGGGGAACACAAGAUGGCCAUGGACGGCUACAGGCGCAUUUUGAAUCUCCUGUCUCCCUCUGAUGGGGAACGAUUCAUGCAGCUGGCUAGAGACAUGGCAAAGAGUUAUUAUGAAGCCAAUGAUGUGACCUCUGCUAUUGAGAUAGUGGAAGAGGCCUUUACUAAACACCAGAGCCUUGUCUCCAUGGAAGAUGUCAACAUUGCAGCUGAACUGUACAUUUCCUCCAAGCAGUACGACAAAGCUUUGGCGGUUAUUACAGAUUUUACAGGUAUUGUACUCGAAAAAAAAGUACUAGAAAAAGGUCCAACUGAGGAGAAGAAGGAUCCAGGUGCAGUGGUAGAAACUCAGGAAGGCCAGGAGGCAUUGACUGAUGACCAGAGUCAUCCAGAUGCUGAAUCCAGUGCUUCAGCUGUGGAGAAGGUCAGCUGCUGCAUACCUGAGGGCGUUCCCAUAGACAUCACAGUCAAACUGAUGGUGUGCUUGGUUCACUUGAACAUCCUAGAGCCACUCAGUCCUCUUUUGACCACACUGGUGGAACAAAAUCCAGAAGAAAUGGGUGACUUAUAUUUGGAUGUGGCGGAGGCAUUUCUGGAUGUUGGAGAAUACAACUCAGCACUGCCUCUCCUGAGCUCCCUGGUCUGUUCAGAGCGAUACAACCUGGCUGUUGUCUGGCUUCGGCAUGCAGAGUGCUUGAAGGCUUUGGGACACAUGGAGCGUGCCGCUGAGAGUUAUGCCAAAGUUGUUGAUCUUGCUCCAUUGCAUCUGGAUGCAAGAAUCUCACUUUCAACACUUCAGCAGCAGCUGGGCCGACCUGAGAAAGCUCUGGAGGCUCUGGAACCAAUGUAUGAUCCAGAUACACUGGCUCAGGAUGCUAAUGCUGCUCAGCAGGAAUUGAAGCUGCUCCUCCAUCGUUCGACACUGUUGUAUUCCCAAGGCAAAAUGUAUGGUUAUGUAGACACCUUACUCACAAUGCUGUCAAUGCUCUUGAAGGUAGCAAUGAGCAGAGCUCAGGUGUGUUUGAUAUCUAGUUCCAAAUCUGGAGAGAGACACCUCUAUCUUAUUAAGGUGUCGAGGGAUAAAAUUUCUGACAAUGAUGACCAAGAGACAGCAAAUUGCGAUGCGAAAGCAAUUUUUGCUGUUCUGACAAGUGUUCUGACUAAAGAUGACUGGUGGAACCUGCUCCUGAAGGCCAUAUAUUCCUUGUGUGACCUCUCCCGGUACAAGGAGGCAGAACUACUAGUGGAUUCCUCAUUGGAAUAUUACUCAUUUUAUGAUGAUAGACAAAAGCGCAAGGAGCUGGAAUACUUUGGGCUCUCUGCUGCAAUUCUGGACAAGAACUUCAGAAAAGCUUACAAUUAUAUCAGAAUCAUGGUUAUGGAAAAUGUCAAUAAACCUCAGCUGUGGAACAUCUUCAACCAAGUGACUAUGCAGUCUCAGGAUGUCCGUCACCAUCGCUUUUGCCUCCGCCUGAUGCUGAAAAAUCCCGAUAACCACGCGCUGUGUGUCCUCAACGGGCACAACGCCUUUGUAUCUGGCAGUUUCAAGCAUGCUCUUGGACAGUACGUGCAAGCCUUUCGUUCAAACCCAGAUGAACCUCUGUACAGUCUUUGUAUUGGCUUGACCUUCAUCCACAUGGCCUCUCAGAAAUACGUGCUGAAAAGACAUGCUCUAAUAGUACAGGGAUUCUCCUUCCUUCACCGCUACUUGGACCUGCGUGGUCCUUGUCAAGAGUCUUUCUACAACCUUGGCCGUGGCCUUCACCAGCUGGGAUUACUGCACCUGGCAAUCCACUACUACCAAAGAGCGCUUGAACUUCCUCCUCUCACCUUAGAGGGAAUAGAAACUGAUCAGACAGACUUGAGAAGAGACACUGCCUUUAAUUUGUCACUUAUUUACCAGAGCAGUGGCAAUACCAGAAUGGCUCAGAAAAUGUUGUACACCUACGCGGUUGUGUGACGAGGUUUGUGGCAGGUGGAGCUGAUACCCUUUGUAUUGACAACUAUGCAUUGCUGAGGAAACUGGGUUUAUGUACAGCUUUUUCUGUAGAUGGUCAGAGCCCUGGCUCAUGCUGUGUAUGUCUUUGUGGACUUUUUCUGCUUCUGACAUGUGAACUGAAUCGUGUGGAUGGGAACUGUCCGUUCUGAGCAGAGCACUGACAUGCUCAGCUGUCUUCUGCUUUGGUGCACUGCUCUCUAAUCUGAUAUUCAGUCUUGUAUAUAGAAUCAAACAGUGAAAACUGAGGCCCAGUGAGGUUUGCUGGGUUUUUUUCAGGGGGAAAAUGUACAAUGUGCAGUAUUACAACUAAUCACCAGUGAGGUUUUUGAAGAAGCCACAUUCACUGGUGAUGAAGGUUUUUUAAUGUGCAGCAUUAAAUUACUAUAAUAUAGGAGCAAUGGGCUAAUACUAAUCCCUAGAGGAUGAAGAACUCAGUAUUUCAAGAUCUUUAAAUUAUUCAGAAUUUUCUAGGAGUUCAUAUUCCUAGCAGUUGUUCUAUUUGAAAGGGAUUGAUUUUUGGUUUACUGAAAUUAAUGUGACCUUUGUUCUUUUGGACUUGUUAAUAAAAAUUGUGAUGUUAAUGAUG
Molecule: messenger RNA, 3420 nt
Organism: Myiozetetes cayanensis
Lineage: Eukaryota; Metazoa; Chordata; Aves; Passeriformes; Tyrannidae
Gene: GTF3C3
Product: general transcription factor IIIC subunit 3
Exons: 19
Coding region: 63-2795 (910 amino acids)
Biological process (GO): transcription by RNA polymerase III
Cellular component (GO): transcription factor TFIIIC complex
Molecular function (GO): protein binding
Source: RefSeq, a predicted model, not a curated record